AACCGCCGCAGGUUGUGCAUUCUCGCGCGCACUCGUAUUCUGUCAUGAUUGCAGCUGAUGGGUCAGAGCAAGUCGCGCGUCGCUGAGGAAACUUCGAGGAAACUCUCACACUACGAGAAAGCCAUCGUCGACGCCAUCUUACUAAACGACUUCAUUCUACUGGAGAAACUGCUGCUCGAAAGCGGCGUCAACGUCAAUUCUCUCGCAGACGCGAACGCUGAGACGCUUCUAUGCAUUUCAUGUCGCCUACAGUAUCAUAGAUGUACUACCAAGCUACUAAAAUUCGGUGCCGACCCGAACAAGGAGUCGUCUUCAAGCUCUAACUUGCCCUACCCGAUACUGUCGGCAUCCAAAUACGGGGACUUGAAGUCGGUGUCUGCUCUGAUUGAGCACAAGGCAGUGGCUGGUGUGAAGGAUCAGAUCACGGGACGCACGGCGUUGCAUUUCGCUUGCGAGUUCGGACAUGAUGGGAUUGUUGAUGUUUUGCUAACGACAGCGAGGAGAGGAAUUAACGUGAAUGAUUUGGAUGCCAGUGGGUUGUCGCCCUUGCAUGUUGGUAGUCACGUGGGGCCGAAUCAGAGGCAGACGGUGAGGAGAGCAAAGUGUGUGUAUCGACUGGCGAGGAUGCCUGGUGUCGACUUAGAUCAGCAGAAUCGGGAGGGUGAGGCAGCACUGCAUGUUGCCGCUCGGACAGGAAACGAGUUGGCGACUGCGAUUUUGUUGAGAAAAGGAGCCGAUCCGACAGUUGAUCAUCACUAUCGACGUGAUGAGGUUAGGUCGUAUCCGACAAGAAGCAACAGCUUCAGUCGGCACAAAAUGGGGAGAAAUUAUAAUAGUAAACCUCGAGUUCGAGUCAUUGCUUUCUCUGGUACGCCAGACAUGACGGCCAAGAUGGCCGGUCACAUCACGUUGAGCAACUUGAUCGGCGAGUCUCGAGCUUUGCGUGUGAUGCGUCAGGAUGCCAUCGUUCCGCCGCUCGAAAUGCUCUGCAGAGUGGCCAUUCAAAAUUUUAUGACAAUGCAGUUCAAACCGAUCAGCUUAUUGAAAUCAAUCGUAUUCAAGGGAAUGAAGAAGGAGCUGGUCGACUUCGUUUCGUAUAGAACGCUCGUCAUUUGUCCAAACACGACUGUAAAAGUCCAUGAAGCACUCGGUAGUGAGAUCAGUCAUUUCCUUCAUGAUCAGACACGCGUGCCUGCCAGUGAUGCUUCUGAUGAUCAAAAUGGUGUAGAAGUUGGAUCCCCGAGGAUGGACGAUGACACGAUGCCUAGCAAUCUGAAGAUAUCUCGUCAGCUGUCGACAUCAACUCGGGCAGUCGUUGAGGCAUUAUUGUCAUCAGAGAAACGUCCGGCUUCUGGACAGUAUGAAAACUCAGAUAGUAAAUCAUUUGACCUUCCGCCGAUCCAACGAUUUGGCUCAGAACCGGCACUGUUGACUCUAGAGACUGGAGACACACGUUUGUAGCAGGAGAACACGACUGUCGUAUCACACAUCUUACUCUCAUUGAUUUGUAAUCGUUUUAGUAACGAAUUGGUUUUGGAC
Corticium candelabrum is the source of this 1539-nucleotide messenger RNA. Its product is annotated as ankyrin repeat and SOCS box protein 7-like. The transcript has 2 exons. The record is from RefSeq and is a predicted model, not a curated record. Lineage: Eukaryota; Metazoa; Porifera; Homoscleromorpha; Homosclerophorida; Plakinidae. Bases 58 to 1461 code for a protein of 467 amino acids. Gene Ontology annotation, molecular function: protein binding.